AUGGGGAAAGGUGACGCUGGUCGCUGCAUUUUCCCCCUCACCAGUUUGCAAAUUGGAGACUUGCAGUCUUACCUUUCGGAUCUUAGCCUUUUCCUGGCCCCUGAAAGCAAGAAAUUCUAUAUCUUGGUUGACAAUCGGCCAUGGCUAGGCUCACGGUCAGCACACUUGUGGCAAUUGAUGGUUACCAAGGUCACUCACUAG
Prunus armeniaca (apricot) is the source of this 201-nucleotide messenger RNA. The record is from the annotation of a GenBank genome assembly. NCBI's taxonomy places the organism in Eukaryota, Viridiplantae, Streptophyta, Magnoliopsida, Rosales, Rosaceae.